Messenger RNA from Helianthus annuus (common sunflower), 2466 nucleotides. RefSeq lists its product as uncharacterized. Bases 1 to 2466 code for a protein of 821 amino acids. The record is from RefSeq and is a predicted model, not a curated record. NCBI's taxonomy places the organism in Eukaryota, Viridiplantae, Streptophyta, Magnoliopsida, Asterales, Asteraceae. The transcript is spliced from 5 exons. Gene Ontology annotation, molecular function: nucleic acid binding; zinc ion binding.
AUGGCCGGUGAAACCAGAAAAGAAUCAACAUCUCGUUUAACUGAGGAGAUGAAAGCUACCAUUUCCGAGGAAGUCGGAAAAGCCUUAAAAGCUAGUCUACCGCAGUUCAUCGAUAGACUACAAAGUACGCUCUUAUCAGUAAUAGACGAUAAGAUCAAUGAAAAGAAAGAUGCGGGUAAAUCAAAAGCGUGUCCAUAUAAUAAAUUUAUGGCAUGCAAACCCCCGUUCUGUCAUGGUGAAGUUGAUCCGAUUGUUUGUCAACGAUGGAUUAGAACAUUGAAGGGAACCGGUCAGUUGAGAGGCCAAGCUAAGGAUUGGUGGGAUAAUCUGAAGAAGGAACAGGGAAUUGAGGCCACGAGAACUAUGACGUGGGAAGAAUUCAAAACUCCGUUCCUUAGACACCAUAGCCCGAAAGUUGUAAUCAAUAGGAUUAAAGAAGAGUUUAUUCAGCUAAGGCAUAGUGGUGAGUCGAUAGAGAAGAUUAGGGGAAUCUUUCUUGAUAAGCUCAGGGAGUUUAUGACUCCUUCAAAGUAUGUGCAUCUUACAGAGAUAGUGAAUGCCGCACGUGAAAGAGAGAUUGAAUUGAAAAAGCAGAUCGAUAGGGGUGAGAGAAGAGUGUUUGAUAAAAAUCCAAGUUCUGCAAAGAAACCAAAGCUGAAUGAAGCUCCUAAGAAAGGCACUGAAAAAGGGGGGAUACCUCAAUGUAAAAUUUGUGGAAAGAAUCAUAAGGGUGAAUGCUAUUUUAAAAACAAACCAUGUUCUACUUGUGGCAAAGUGGGACAUGUGGUUGCAAAUUGCCCAGGGAAGGUGUCAGUAUGCUAUAAAUGUUACAAACCGGGACACAAAAAGUCUGAGUGCCCGGAGAUAGUUGGAACCAAAGACACCACUGAUGCAAAGCCUGAUGCCCAAAAAGCAAAGGCUAGGUCUUUCCACAUGACAGCUGCUGAGGCUAAAACUGAACCUGAAGUUGUUUUAGGUAUAUUUCUUGUAAAUUCAAUUCCAGCGCGAAUUUUAUUUGAUACGGGUGCAAAUAGAUCUUUUAUAUCACAUCGAUUUAUUCAACACCCUACAUUCACAUUAAUAAAAUUACCUAUACCAUUAGAAGUAGAAAUAGGUGAUAAUAAAAGUUUUAUUGUUUGUGAUAUGUGUUGGAAUUACAAACUGAGCAUUGACGAUGAAGAAUAUUUCGUCGACUUAAUUCCCAUGUCAAUGGGAGAAUUUCAAGUGGUAAUCGGGAUGGAUUGGCUAGCUCGAUAUCACACGAAAGUAAUAUGUAACCGUAAGGAGAUACAAUUAAUGUCUCCAAGCGGAAAACAUGUUACUAUUUAUGGGGAGAAAAGCUGCAGCCCCAUAAUCUGUUCUUUCAUUAAAGCUUGCAAGAUGGUUCGACAUGGAUGUAAGGCAUAUAUGGCUUACAUACAUGAUUCGACUCAAGAGGCUCCAGAAAUCAAAGAUGUACUAGUUGUACGGGAAUUCGAAAAUGUUUUUCUGGAAAAUCUACCGGGGAUACCACCUGAGCGUGAGGUAGAGUUUGGCAUCGAAUUGGUUCCGGGCGUGAAACCGGUAGCCAAGGCUCCUUAUCAAUUAGCGUCGUCGGAACUACAAGAAUUGUUGUCGCAAUUACAAGACCUUUUUGACAAAGGAUUUAUUCGACCGAGCAUUUCUCCGUGGAGAGCGCCAAUAUUAUUUUUGAGAGUAAAAGAAGAAGAUAUAUCGAAAACAACAUUCCGAACACGUUACGGACAUUAUGAGUUUUUAGUAAUGUCUUUCGGAUUAUCUAAUGCACCUGCGACUUUCAUGGAUCUUAUGAACCGCGUCUGUAAGCCAAUGUUGGAUAAGUCGGUGAUUGUUUUCAUCAACGAUAUUCUUGUAUAUUCAAAAAGCGAAGUGGAUCAUGAAUGUCAUUUGCGUGAAGUACUUGAAACGCUUAGGCGUGAGAGACUUUAUGCAAAGUUUUCAAAAUGUGCCUUUUCGCUACGUGAGGUGCAGUUUCUAGGACAUGUUAUUAGUGUCGAUGGAGUGUCGGUAGAUCCGUCCAAAAUAGAAGUUGUGUCUAAAUGGAAACCUCCAAAGAAUCCAUCAAAGAUUAGGAGUUUUCUAGGUCUUGCGGAGGCGCAAACUGAAGCUGUAAAUGAAGAAAAUUUGAAAAAGGAAAGAAUAGUGGGUCAGCUUAAAGACUUGCAGGAUAAUAGUAAUGGAUUGAAAACCCCUUUCGAUCGAAUCUGGGUUUCAAACACUUGCAAUGUUAAAACUCUUCUUCUUGAUAAAGCCCACAAGUCUCGCUAUUCUAUUCAUUCGGGAGCUACCAAGAUGUACAAAGACUUGAAACAAAAUUAUUGGUGGCCCGGAAUGAAACGAGACAUCACAAAGUAUGUGGAAAAAUGCUUAACUUGCUUACAAGUAAAAGUAGAACACCAGAAGUCUUAUGGUAAACUUCAGCCGUUAGACAUUCCGGUGUGGAAGUAG